This is a messenger RNA of Arachis duranensis, 2940 nucleotides long. RefSeq names its product YTH domain-containing protein ECT4. Gene Ontology annotation, biological process: mRNA destabilization. The transcript is spliced from 10 exons. Gene Ontology annotation, molecular function: mRNA binding. The coding region runs from base 275 to 2353 and encodes 692 amino acids. NCBI's taxonomy places the organism in Eukaryota, Viridiplantae, Streptophyta, Magnoliopsida, Fabales, Fabaceae. The record is from RefSeq and is a predicted model, not a curated record. Gene Ontology annotation, cellular component: cytoplasm.
AUGAACAAAACCCUCUCUUCCCAAAAACCCAAACCCUUGGCGGCUGCGAGACCCGUUGUUCUCCCUCUCUCUAUUUCUUUCUUUUUUUCUCUUUCUUUCUUUCUCUCUCUCUCCCCUUUAGGGUUUUCUUCGAUUUUGGGGCUAAAACCCUCGAUUUCGAUUCGCGCCGUUCGGGUUCAGAUUCGGAUUUUGGGAGCGCCUUACUUCUUCUAUCUUUGUUGUUCUGCAUCCGAAGAACCGAGGGAAGAUCUCAGUGGUUUUUUAUUUUGGAAGCAUGGCCACCGUUGCUAAUCCCGCGGAUCAAGCAACUGAUUUGCUGCAGAAGUUAUCGUUAGAUACCCAGCCAAAGGCCUUGGAAAUCCCAGAGCCUACCAAGAAGGCCACUGGCAAUCAAUAUGGACCAGUUGAUUCGGGGAAUGCUGCAAACGGCCAGAUCCCUUCAUAUGAUCGGUCUGUAACUCCCGUGUUACAAGAUUUCAUGGAUCCCACCUUGUGUUACCUUCCGAAUGGUUACCCGUCCACUGCCUACUACUAUGGCGGUUAUGAUGGGACUGGUAAUGAGUGGGAUGACUAUUCCAGAUAUGUGAAUACUGAAGGAGUUGAUAUGACUUCUGUAAGUUCCUCCUAUCAUUCUUCUGGUGUUUAUGGGGACAACGGUUCUCUAUUGUAUCAUCAUGGAUAUGGAUAUGCGCCAUACAGUCCCUAUUCACCAGCAGGCUCCCCAGUUCCAACCAUGGGAAAUGAUGGCCAAUUGUAUGGACCUCAACACUAUCAGUAUCCUCCCUAUUUUCAGCCAUUGACUCCAACCAGUGGACCAUUUACACCUACUGCUACCGUCCCUGCUCAAGGUGAUGUUCCCACCUCUGUAGCUGCCGAUCAGAAACCUCUUCCUGUGGAAGCAGCGAAUGGAAAUUCUAACAGUGCUGCUAAUGGUGGAAGCACUAAAGGUAACAAAGGUCGUGGACCUACUUCAGGUUAUCAGGAUCCAAGAUUUGGCUUUGAUGGAGUUCGUUCCCCUAUUCCCUGGCUUGAUGCCCCACUAUUUUCAGAUGGGCAGGCAAGACCUGUUAGCAGCACGACAGUGACUUCCUCAGUAUCCGGUGGAAAUAAUCAUAAUGCUUCGAGGAACCAGACUUUCCGCCCCAAUUCACAGUUCAUGGGUUUGCACCAUCCAAGACCAAUGCCCGCCAUUGGAGCCACCCAUGGUUUUAUUAACAGGAUGUAUCCAAAUCCAAACAAAUUGUAUGGUCAGUAUGGAAACACUGUUAGAUCGGGAAUGGGCUACGGAACACAUGGGUAUGAUUCUCGCACCAAUGGACGGUCCUGGUUAGCUGUUGAUGGUAAAUACAAAACUAGAGGACGAAGUGGUGGUUACUUUGGUUAUGGCAGCGAGAACAUGGAUGGUUUGAAUGAACUGAACAGAGGCCCUAGGGCCAAGGGCAACAAGAACCAAAAGGGUUUCACUCCAACAAUUUUGGCAGUCAAGGGGCAGAAUCUGCCAACAAAUCUAAGCACAGAUGAGGAAAAAGAUAAAACAAGUGGUGUUCCAGACCGUGAGCAAUACAACAAAGCUGAUUUUCCAGAGGAAUAUGCUGAUGCCAAGUUUUUCAUCAUCAAGUCUUACAGUGAGGAUGAUAUCCAUAAGAGCAUUAAGUAUAAUGUUUGGGCCAGUACACAAAAUGGCAACAAGAAGCUUGAUGCUGCUUACCAAGAGGCCCAGCAGAAACAUCCAGGCUGCCCUGUGUUCCUUUUUUUCUCGGUUAAUACCAGUGGGCAAUUCGUUGGGCUUGCAGAGAUGGUUGGUCCUGUUGAUUUUAACAAGAGUGUAGAGUAUUGGCAGCAAGACAAGUGGAAUGGUUGUUUCCCUCUGAAAUGGCAUAUUGUUAAGGAUGUUCCUAAUAAUUUGUUAAGGCACAUAACCUUGGAUAACAAUGAGAACAAACCUGUCACCAACAGUAGGGAUACUCAAGAGGUAAUGUUGGAGCCCGGGCUGAAAUUGAUCAAAAUUUUCAAGGAAUACGCAAGCAAGACGUGCAUUCUGGAUGAUUUUGGUUUCUACGAGGCCCGUCAGAAGACGAUUUUGGAGAAGAAAGCGAAACAACAAUUCCCAAAGCAGGUGUGGGAAGGGAAGCCUACUGAGGAGAAGGUUGAGGUGAAUGGAGAAGUUAAAGCACAAAAAUCUGAUGUUCCCUCGGAAUUACUGAAGGAGUCUAGUGUUGCGGAGAAGGACAACAAUGGCCACAAACCUUCUGAGAAUGGAUCUGUUGUUAAAGCUGGUGAUGCAGCAAAGGGUGCUAAGCCUGUUGUAGCUGAGAACAAGAUUGUAGCCAAUGGGGUUGCUAAUGGUUGCUAAGCUCUACUGUAUUUGACGGUGGCGGUCCAACCCUGAAUUCAAUGGCCUAUGUUGAUGUUUAGCAAUACGACAUUGCUACCUUGUUCCGCCUUUAAUGGGUCUGUCAUGCCAAAUUGUGAUUGGUCUGGCAGAGUUAGUUCAUAGAAUGCUAGCAGCAACCCCUUUUCGCUGGGUUUUGCCUCUACAGUGGUUAGCUCCUAACAGGUUUCCUUACUCCUAGGGUUUUUGGGUUUUAGGUUUCUGCUUAAGGUGGUUUAUAUCUUUUGGGUUUUGUUUUCCUUUUUCUUUUUAAAUUUCUUUUCCCCUUCUCUCUAUCUCUUUUUCUUUGGUUGGUUGGUUGUUUCCUAUCUUGUAAAUCUAGAUCUACUUUGUUGCAGAGCAGCAGAUUGCUUCUGUUACUUACAAGAGAGUUAGGAGCAAGGUGGGAAAUAUUGAAAUAUAGUUGUUUUUUCUUUUUCUUAUUUUGUUUUCAAUUCUAAUUUAGUCUGAUGAAAGUCUCUCCUUUUGAAUGAUUGACUUGCUCUUCCUGGGGGAAGAAUGCUUGUGGACAAUCUUUUUAUGGUUAUGAAAGUUUACCAUUUGAUGCA